Messenger RNA from Acanthaster planci (crown-of-thorns starfish), 4902 nucleotides. RefSeq lists its product as uncharacterized. The record is from RefSeq and is a predicted model, not a curated record. Lineage: Eukaryota; Metazoa; Echinodermata; Asteroidea; Valvatida; Acanthasteridae.
ACUCGCGUAAAAAGAUUUUUAAAAAUGAGAUGACUGGAUUACUUCACCAGUGUUGAUGUGAAUUGGGAUUCUCUGCAUCCAUUUCUUGUGUCGCUAGUUUGUCUUGAAACAUGUAAGGAAGAGAGCUUAAAAACAGUGUCAACGACAUCAAAUAGGUGUGAAAGACUGGAACAUGACCAAGCUGGUAAUUUGGACACAACUGAUCUAAAGAAACAAGAUGACGUAGGAAUACACAAACAACACACGCGGUCACGGACAUCGAGAGAGGAACAAGCAUUAAGAUAUCAUGCUAGCGGUUUAAAUAGACGGCAGCCAAAGAAACAAGACAACGAAGGGAAAGGACAGAGCAAACAUAAAAGGACUGCAGUAUUAAGGGAGCAUCAGCUGAUGCAAGAAUACGCUUAUGAUCAAGACAGGAAACGGGCGGAGAAACAACUAAACAAGAGUCCAACACAGACGCAGAUGGACGAUCUACGCACAGGUCAGGCUGAGCUACAAGAGGAAACGGACAGUGAACUGUCAACCUUGGACCAGCAGGAAAAGCUUAGCCCGAGCUAUUUUCAGAGUAUCAUCGAUUCAGCUACCCCCCAGGGAACAUUAUCAGCGAUAUCAGCUGUACACAGUCAUAGAUCUCCCCAACCGGCUUCCGUGGGUGCCAUAAACGUUUCUGGUGCACGUAACCCUACCUUUGUGAAUUCCACUCUUCACUUUAAUUUCAACGUGCGAGGAAAAAGUUCAGUUCUGCAUGACAAAGGAAGAAAGGGAAGUCCUCGAAAGCAGUUACGGGAAAGAAAAACUGGAAAACCAGAACUGAAUGCUUGGUGCAUCUCAAGGCUCUGUGAAAGGAUUUCUGACGAGUGGCAGAAACUUGCCAGCAUCUUGGGUUUUUCAGAGUUGGAGAUUACAGCAUUCCAGCAUGAGAACCAAGACAAUGUGAGGCGAUGUUCCUCAGUGUUAGAUACUUGGUUGAAAAGGCAGGGAAAUAACGAGGAAGUAAGACAAAUAUUGAGCAAAGCUAUUACGAACAUUGGACGAGGCGACGUGGCAGGGGGCCUAUUUGAACGACCCCUUUUACGAGUGAAAAUAUCAAUGACAUGGAAGACAAAAAUGGAUGAUGCUUCGGCAAAGGUUUCGAAGGUUGCAAAGGUUUUAAGGUUUCCAUUCAGCCAAAUGGAUGUUGAAGAGAAAAUCGGCAAAAUUCUUCAGGAAAGUCAGGCUAAUCUGUACAAAGUUGAGACGGGACAAAUGACGUUCACCAUUUGUGUCGAGAGUCAAGACGGCUUGGAAAGUUUAUGGCAUAAGUAUACCACUGGAGAACUCGCAAAGAAGCUAUCGGAGACUUUCAUCACAGAUGAAGUGACUCAAGAAGUGACUAUAUCAGAAAGUGACUAUAAACAGGCCUGUAUAUUCUUUAAAGAUCUGGAAAGUACCAAGUAUGAAGGUAAUGGGCAGGAUGCAAGCCGUAAGGCAAUGCAGCCAGAGCAAUUUGGAAAAGACGACUUCGUUAAGACGACUGCAAGUGCCAAUCCCCCCCGGCAAGCUGCUGGUCAAUCAGACGAGGCAACUAAGGCAUCACAUAUGACCGCAGAUGGUGAACAGGGCAAAAGAGGCAUUACGGAUUUGCCGCCCAAAAAGCAGAUUGGAGACCCUAACUCAGAAGGAACGGCUUGCAGGGGCGAUCCAGCCGAACAUGUUGCUGAUAGAUGCGAAGAGGAAUUAAAGACAUUGUACAAAACAAGAGGUAGCUAUGCACAAAUGAUGAAAUGGGUGGACGAUAAGACGAAAAUGGUUACGCCGAAGCUCCUGUCUGAAAAGCGUGGCAAAAGCUUACUAACCUAUGAAGAUAUUUUCCGAUGGAAAAACCAAGACGGUGAUCCAUGUGGAGUGGUCUUUCUCACUGGGGGGGAUGACAAAGACAAGUCCUUUCUGUUGGAAAACAUUACAUACGAUUGGGCAGCUGGUUCCAGUCCUGUGCUGCAGAAAUUUAAGUUUGUUGCAGCUCUGAAAAUGGUAGACUUUCACCAAGAGUCUGACUUUGUUGACGCAAUUUAUGAUCAACUGCUGAGCCAACGUACAGAUGUCAAGAGAACUGACUUGGUUUUGUUUAUCGACGCCAAUCCAAACAAGGUCCUUCUCAUUCUCCAUGGGUUUGACGAGUUCCUAACCCAGUACCCUGAUGAGACAAAAUGUGGCUCCAUUAUUAAGAUCCUCCAUCAGGCUGCAGCAAGGGGCAUACAGGUCCUAGUGAGCACUAAUCCCUCUAACUUUCGCAGACUGCUGGACCAAUCACUAGCCCAAGAGCCAUUCCUUCAUUUGACGGUGUCAGGGAUCACUGAGCAGGAUAUUGAGGAGUAUGUGAGAACAUUUCAUCCAGAGGAACCUGCUCAGGCUGAGAAUCUCCGAGAGCAAAUUCCGAUCGUCAGAACUUCUCUCUGGUUUGGCUAAGAGCUGGACGAUGCUACCCUUGUUGUGUUUAAUAUCGAGAGACUCGGCACUGCCCGAAACAGUGGCACGUCUUUUGGAUGAAGCACUGAAAUACAUAUUUACGGGACACUCAGACACGUCAUAAGGAGAAAUUUCUCAAGUAGUGAUUUCCCUUGGAAUGAUGGCCCUGUCUGGUUUUAGUUCCCAGAAGAACAGGCUUUCAUUUGAGGAAAGAGAGUUUGAGAAAGACGUUCUUGACAAGGCGCUACAAGUAGGCCUCCUUACCUGUCGACAGGUAGUUAAAACUCCAAGACUGCUCAUUGCGCAGUACAGACAUUGAACACCUUGCUGCAGCAGUGAGUCGAUUGCUAAGACUGGCAACGCUCAGUCUGAAAGGAAAUCGGUCUCUGGGCGGUGAUGCAGAGACAUGGGCUCCCAGUUUGAAACAAUGAAAUAUGUUCCUUGGCUGAACCUGAGUGACUGUUCACUGACAGAAACAGAUCAGCAACACAUUUGUACUUACGGUAAAAGUAUUGACUUCGGAUUUCGAUAUGUUCACCCUACAACAUCUUGGUUGCUUCGGUCUUCUUCAAGCGCCCCCUGCUUAUUAAACUGAAGUCGCCUGUCACCAAUCAGAUGAAAAAGAAAAAAUCGUACGGAAACACAAGAAACGCAGGCAUUCUAAGGAAUCCAUUCAGUCUAGUGUGAUUAUACGAAGAACGUCGACAAAUGCCAAAAAAGCAAUUGAUAGGUUGGCUUCUUGAAAAAAAGGGUUAAGCCACUCACAGUCCGAAAAUUAAAGUAAAAUACACGUAGUUCUACCGCUGUACGUAGAUUUCGAACCAGAUUGAGCUAAUCCUCGACUGCGUGUAUUUAUUAAAGAGGUGUCGCUGGCAAGCCCCACAAAGAUGAUUGGUGCACAAUGCCAUGCCGUCAGUUGGGUAUUUGGGUCUUUGAUUGAGGGGGGACAUAUAUUUCUGAGAUUUACUUUUCAGAGAAGUGAAUUUGCUUCAUCCAUGAAAGAUCACUCUCCCUCGAAAGAAAAUGAAAGCACUCUUCCUAAAAUUCUGGCGCUUAAAAAGGCAACACGUGUCUAGGGGAGCAUUCGUUAACGUUGCAGUCUGGCGCAAAGACGCUGAAGCGAUCCUUGGAGUGGAUAGAUCAAAUCAGCUCCUCAUCAAGAGCCAAUUUGGCCCCGGGUGAAGUCAUGAGUCUAGAACACAGAGCGGGGGGUCCCCUCAUUUUCGCUGUUUUCUCUUCAAUGGUGCAAUCUAUAUUCAGAAUUGGCAUCUUGGCAUGAACAGAGAAAAAACCCUUUUCGUCUUGUUAUAAUAGAUCUCCAAAGACAAAUGGCACUGUGUUCGAUUUGAACCCUUCCAUAUUUAUUUGCACAGAUGAAAUCAGAGAAAACAUGUUUUACCUAGAGGUGCUAUUUAGAAAAAAUAUAUCUCAUCAAGUUAUAUGUACUUAUUAUGCAGCGAAUCAAACCUGUAGCCCAUUGCCUGGAGUUACGCUUAUUUUGAUCCCGAAAGCAAGUGGUUCAAAGAUGUCAGAGAAUUACUGAACUAAAAUUUUGUAUAUUGUAGUCAUUAGUAAAACUGGUUGGGCAAACGUGUACAAUAUAAAAUCAAGCGAUAAUUCAAAGUACCUUUUGACAUAUGGCUAGAAGUGUAUAAAGAAUUCAUCCAAUAGACGCAUAUGUGUACAUUUAAUAAUAUCUGUUUUCGGAAAGGAGAUGUUUUUCAUGAAAUCCCAAACAGAAAUUCCGCCAUACGAGCAUGGGGUUUCUCUUUACGUUCUCUUUAUAGCAGCAGUCCGACAUCGUGUAUCGGAGUGUAUCGAUAUUUACUAUGUACAAACUAAAAGUUUCGUAGUCCUGAGGUUAUUUAUGAUAUAAGUAGCGAGAAAAGACUCCUGAUUGUACAUUUUAGAUUCAACUGAAUAAAUGCACCGGUCAAAUCCCUGUGGUCCAUGAAAGCACAUUUCAACUGUAGAGUAAACAUCUAAACUUUAACUUCUGAAGUAUUGGUUCAAAUUUUCGAAAGUUGUGCCUUGUACGUCAGAAAGCGAUGGGAGUUUUACUUUCUGCAAACCAUUCAAUAGACGAAUUGAUUUAAAAUUUCCAUAGCUUAUCUUGCUCUACAAUGGUAAUUGAAAAUACACCACUGAAAUCACCCCAAUUCAGUCCUUAAUCCUACAACGGGUGAAGGAUCACGGCCUAUUCGGGUUCAUGAUAGGUUGCAGCAAGUCAUCAGUGGUAGGUCAAAAGUUAAUUUUGUUUUGUUAAAAAAACGUUGAACUAGUGCGCGUCAUUACACCUCAUGCUUGUUGUAACAGACAUGCUCAGAUGUUGCUAUUGUUUUUGAAUGUUUUGAUCACGCUUUAUCACUUUGAUAUAUUUGUCUGUCCAGGACAUAAAUACACAGCUGACUUUUAAAUGACGAAAUUUCUGCUGUUAUUUUCACAUGAGUGUUUAUG